Amphibalanus amphitrite is the source of this 1617-nucleotide messenger RNA. It is a transcript of the gene heix, whose product is annotated as ubiA prenyltransferase domain-containing protein 1 homolog. The transcript has 3 exons. Gene Ontology annotation, cellular component: Golgi membrane; endoplasmic reticulum. The record is from RefSeq and is a predicted model, not a curated record. Gene Ontology annotation, molecular function: prenyltransferase activity. The coding region runs from base 60 to 1040 and encodes 326 amino acids. Gene Ontology annotation, biological process: vitamin K biosynthetic process; menaquinone biosynthetic process. Lineage: Eukaryota; Metazoa; Arthropoda; Thecostraca; Balanomorpha; Balanidae.
GUGUUACUUGUGCUUCAGGCUUCACAGCAACAACUUGUGGACACAUAUUAUAGCAACAAAUGAGCUCUGAUAUGCAGGAGGGCCAAGAUGGGCAGCAGCUCCAGCCAAAGAGGCGAGCCAGCUUCACAGAGCCGUUGAUGAAGCUGUCUUCGUACCUGCUGGCCUUGCGACCGUGGUCCUUCUCAGCAUCACUCAUGCCAGUUCUUUUGGGCUGUGCACUAGCUUAUAAGGUAUCUGGAGAGCUGAACCUGGUCGGUGUGUUCCUCACUGCCGUCACCGCUAUCGCCGUGCACGCCGCCGGCAACGUGGUCAACACGCUCUACGACUUCGUCAAGGGCGUGGACGUGUCCCGGAGCGACGACCGUGUGCUGGUGGAUCACCUGCUCACCAAGGAUGAGCUGAACACGCUGGGCGUGCUGCUGUAUCUCGUUGGAUGCCUCGGGUUCAGUCUGCUUACCGUCGUCUCAGCGGCGCGAAUGGAGCACCUCGCGUUUGUGUUCUUCGGCGGCCUGUCCAGCUCGUUCCUCUACACAGGCGGACCGGGACUGAAGUAUCUCGGCCUGGGAGAUAUCCUGAUUCUGGUGAUAUUCGGUCCGAUCAGUGUGUUGUUCUCGUUCCUGGCGCAGACGGGUUAUGUCCAGUGGCCGGCAAUGUUGUACGCCGUGCCGCUAGCGCUCAACACCGAGGCCAUCCUUCACAGCAACAACACACGCGAUCUGCAAGCUGACAAGGCGGCCGGCAUCGUCACCCUGGCCAUCACCAUUGGCUACACGGCGUCGCGCCUCCUGUACGCGCUGCUACUAUUCACGCCGUACGUGCUCUGCAUUGUUCACGGUGUUAACUACUCCUCGUGGCUGCUGCUGCCCUGUGUCACCAUGCCCACCGCCUUCAAAAUCGAGCGCGAGUUCCGCACGGUCAGUAUGCAGGACACGCCCAAGAACACGGCCAAGCUGAACGCCUACCUGGGCCUGUGUCUGGUGUUGGCUGUGCUGAUGUCUGAUGCGAACACUCUGCCCUACCUGACACCGCAGAGGGCGUGACGAGCGGACGGACGGGCCGCAGCACAGGAGAAGCAUAUGUAGCUCAGCCGCUUAUGCGGUUGGGUAGGUGGCGCAUUGCUAGCCAUCAUGAUCAGGUGACAGGUUUCUUGACGGCCCUGAGCGACACCCCGUGGCCGUUCUGUUCGAUGACCAUCUUUUGGAGACGGAUGGGCUGUGGUCGACCCCGGGCGAUCGGAGAAGCCUGAGAAAGAGUGGGAAGAUACCACCUUAUAUGAUUCUCGUGGCCAUUACUGCGACAGUAUAUCUUGCCUAUUGCUGUAUACGGAGAGGCGUUGUUACUUGUUAUGCGUCUGUUAUUUUUUCGGUGUUUUUAUGUUUAUAGUGAACUGUGGUAAGCCAGCCUGUGGCGGGUCUCUAAACUAAAUGCUUCCUGUGAACGGUUGUAUGUCGUUCUGAAACUCGCGCUGUGUCAUGGAACAUCAUUACUCUCACGCUUUAGUGCGCGCGCCAUCGUUUUUUCACCCUUUAAACCGCAGGAAGCGGUCUAAUACUCAGCGCCGUGUGUCGCGUAUUUAUUGUUUGUUACCAACAGAGAGAACAUACAGAGUGAAACGCA